AUGGGGACUUAUUCUGGCGAAAGCGAUAGAGAAAUUACAGAGAGAUCCAUUAGAAUGGCGCUAAAGAUGGGGUACAGGCAUUUUGAUACAGCAAAAAUAUACGGUUCUGAGCCGGCUGUGGGAAAUGCAUUAAGACGAUCAAUUUCUGAAGGUUUAGUGGAGAGGGAAGACAUUCAUAUCACCUCUAAGCUAUGGUCAAGUGAUCACAAUGAUCCUGUUUCUGCACUUCACCAAACUUUACAGAGGCUAGGGAUGGAAUACAUAGACUUGUAUUUGGUGCAUUGGCCAGUGGCUUUGAAGCCAUGGGUUGAUUAUCCAAUUCCCAGAGAAGAAGACUUUGAGACAUUAGACAUGGAGAAUACCUGGUCUAGCAUGGAGAGGUGCUUAGAGAUGGGUUUGUGCAAGUCCAUUGGCGUCAGCAAUUUCUCAUCUAGAAAAAUUGAAGACCUGCUGGAUUUUGCUUGUGUCACUCCUGCUGUGAAUCAGGUGGAAAUGCAUCCAAUGUGGAGGCAAAGAAAGGUGAAGGCAUUAUGUAGGGAAUAUGGGAUUCAUGUAAGUGCCUAUUCACCUCUUGGUGGACCUGGAAAUGCUUGGGGAACUACUGAUGUGGUUGAUCAUCCCAUCAUCCAAUCUAUUGCCCUCAAACAUAACGCAACUCCAGCUCAAGUUGCUCUAAGAUGGGGGUUGUCCCAAGGAUCAAGCGUUAUAGUGAAAAGCUUCAAUCCACGAAGAAUGAAAGAGAACAUUGGAGCCCUUCAAUUGAAAUUAGACGAAUGGGAUUUGCAUAAUAUAAAUAAGAUGGAGGAGAGGAAGAUCAUGAGAGGAGACUGGCUAUCCAAUGACACUACAAGCCCUUACAGAACCAUCGGGGAACUUUGGGAUGACGAGAUAUAAUUCUAUCUCUGGAAUUGGCCUUUUGGCCAACUCUAAAUGUAAAGAUAGAACAUGCAUGAAUGUACGUGCUACUUGCAUAUAUUUCGAUAAAAGGAAAAAUCCAAAUUUUUUCCUCA
Molecule: messenger RNA, 1010 nt
Organism: Nicotiana attenuata
Lineage: Eukaryota; Viridiplantae; Streptophyta; Magnoliopsida; Solanales; Solanaceae
Product: aldo-keto reductase family 4 member C9-like
Exons: 5
Coding region: 1-894 (297 amino acids)
Cellular component (GO): cytosol
Molecular function (GO): aldose reductase (NADPH) activity
Source: RefSeq, a predicted model, not a curated record